GCGGCGGCGGCGGCGGCUGGAGUGAGCGCUAGCUCGCAGCGCUGAGCGCGGUCCCAGUGUAGGACCGCGCGCCGGGCCGCGUCCUGUUCCUCAGGCCCGAGGGCGCUCCGACUCCCACGUUCCGCCAGCUCCCUGGUGGUUUCCUAGAAACAUGAUUGUUUACUGGACUUGAUCUCACAGCCCAGUGAGGACUUCUUUACUGAUAAUGUCAAGUUCAGGUUAUCCUCCCAACCAAGGAGCAUUCAGCACAGAACAAAGUCGGUAUCCUUCCCACUCUGUCCAGUACACUUUUCCCAGCACCCGCCACCAGCAGGAGUUUGCGGUCCCCGACUAUCGCUCUUCUCAUCUUGAAGUUAGUCAGGCAUCACAGCUCUUACAGCAACAGCAGCAACUUCGAAGACGACCUUCCCUGCUUUCAGAAUUUCACCCAGGUUCUGACAGGCCUCAAGAAAGGAGAUCUGGAUAUGAACAGUUUCAUCCAGGUCCAUCCCCAGUGGAUCAUGAUUCACUGGAAUCCAAGCGACCACGUCUGGAGCAGGUUACUGAUUCCCAUUUUCAACGUGUCAGUGCUGCGGUUUUACCUCUAGUGCACACACUGCCAGAAGGGUUGAGGUCUUCUGCAGAUGCUAAGAAGGAUUCAGCAUUUGGAGGCAAACAUGAAGCUCCAUCUUCUCCAAUCUCUGGGCAGCCAUGUGGAGAUGAUCAAAAUGCUUCACCCUCAAAGCUUUCAAAGGAGGAGUUAAUACAGAGUAUGGAUCGUGUAGAUCGAGAAAUUGCAAAAGUAGAACAGCAGAUCCUUAAAUUGAAAAAGAAACAACAACAGCUUGAAGAAGAAGCAGCUAAACCUCCUGAGCCUGAGAAGCCUGUGUCCCCUCCUCCUGUGGAGCAGAAACACCGCAGUAUUGUCCAAAUUAUUUAUGAUGAGAAUCGGAAAAAAGCAGAAGAAGCCCAUAAAAUUUUUGAAGGUCUUGGCCCAAAAGUUGAACUGCCACUAUAUAACCAGCCAUCAGAUACCAAGGUGUACCAUGAGAACAUCAAGACAAACCAGGUGAUGAGGAAAAAACUCAUUUUAUUUUUUAAAAGAAGAAAUCAUGCAAGAAAACAAAGGGAACAAAAAAUCUGCCAACGAUAUGAUCAGCUCAUGGAGGCAUGGGAGAAAAAAGUGGACAGAAUAGAAAAUAAUCCCCGGAGGAAAGCUAAAGAAAGCAAAACAAGAGAGUACUAUGAAAAGCAGUUUCCAGAAAUUCGAAAGCAGAGAGAACAGCAAGAAAGAUUUCAGCGAGUUGGGCAGAGGGGAGCUGGUCUUUCAGCCACCAUUGCUAGGAGUGAGCAUGAGAUUUCUGAAAUUAUUGAUGGUCUCUCUGAACAGGAGAAUAAUGAGAAACAAAUGCGACAGCUCUCUGUCAUUCCACCUAUGAUGUUUGAUGCAGAACAAAGACGAGUCAAGUUCAUUAACAUGAAUGGACUUAUGGAGGACCCUAUGAAGGUUUAUAAAGAUAGGCAGUUCAUGAAUGUUUGGACUGACCAUGAGAAGGAGAUCUUUAAGGACAAGUUUAUCCAGCAUCCUAAAAACUUCGGACUAAUUGCAUCAUACUUGGAAAGAAAGAGCGUUCCUGAUUGUGUUUUAUAUUACUAUUUAACCAAGAAAAAUGAGAAUUAUAAAGCCCUAGUAAGAAGGAAUUAUGGGAAACGCAGAGGCAGAAACCAGCAAAUUGCCCGUCCCUCACAAGAAGAAAAAGUAGAAGAAAAGGAAGAAGAUAAGGCAGAGAAAACAGACAAAAAAGAAGAGGAAAAGAAAGAUGAAGAAGAAAAGGAUGAGAAGGAGGACUCUAAAGAAAAUACCAAGGAAAAGGACAAGACAGAAGGUACAACAGAAGAAACUGAAGAGAGAGAGCAGGCCACACCCAGGGGGCGAAAGACUGCCAACAGUCAAGGACGCCGGAAGGGCCGAAUCACCAGGUCCAUGACAAACGAAGCUGCAGCUGCCAGUGCUGCAGCUGCAGCAGCCACUGAAGAGCCUCCACCACCUCUGCCACCGCCACCAGAACCUAUUUCCACAGAGCCUGUUGAGACCUCUCGAUGGACAGAAGAAGAAAUGGAAGUUGCCAAAAAAGGCCUAGUAGAACAUGGUCGUAACUGGGCAGCAAUCGCCAAAAUGGUGGGAACUAAAAGUGAAGCUCAGUGUAAAAACUUCUAUUUUAACUAUAAAAGGCGGCACAAUCUUGACAACCUCUUACAGCAACAUAAACAGAAAACUUCACGAAAACCUCGUGAAGAGCGAGAUGUGUCUCAAUGUGAAAGUGUCGCUUCCACUGUUUCUGCUCAGGAGGAUGAAGAUAUUGAAGCCUCCAAUGAAGAAGAAAAUCCAGAAGAUAGUGAAGGUGCUGAAAAUAGUUCUGAUACAGAAAGUGCUCCUUCUCCUUCACCAGUUGAAGCUGUCAAGCCCAGCGAAGACAGCAGUGAAAAUGCUGCUUCUCGAGGAAACACUGAACCUGUGGCUGAACUCGAGUCCACCAGCGAAACUGCACGGGCUGCAUCUCCCUCCUCAGCAGUUCCAAGUACAAAACCAGCUGAAAGUGAGAAGGUGGAGACCCAGGCAGAUGACAGCAUCUGUGUUGAGACGGCAGAGCCAAUGGACGUAGACCAUCAGGAGCACUGUGCUGAAGCAGGUUCUGUUCUUGAUCCCCCAGCCACUACCAAAGCAGACUCUGUAGAUGUUGAAACGGGGGUGCCAGAAAACAGUACAUCUACAGGUGAAGGAGAUACCAAAGAAAGAGACUUGGAGAGAGGUAGUGAGAAGACAGAGCCUAGAGAUGAAGAUUUGGUGGUAGCUCAACAGAUAAGUACACAAAGGCCCGAGCCCCAGUCAGACAAUGAUUCCAGUGCCACAUGCAGUGCUGAUGAAGAUGUGGAUGGCGAGCCAGAGAGGCAGAGGUUCCUCCAGCCCGCUCCACAUCAAAUGAUAACUAAUCUGCCUGAAGGGGUUCGGCUUUCAACUACUCGACCAACCAGGCCACCGCCUCCUCUUAUCCCAUCUUCCAAAACCACAGUGGCUUCAGAAAAACCAUCUUUUAUAAUGGGAGGCUCCAUCUCACAGGGAACACCUGGCACUUAUCUGACUUCUCAUAAUCAGGCUUCCUAUACUCAAGAAACAGCUAAACCCUCAGUGGGGUCUAUUUCUCUCGGAUUGCCACGGCAACAAGAAUCUACCAAAUCAGCUACUUUGCCCUACAUCAAGCAGGAAGAAUUUUCUCCCCGAAGCCAAAAUUCCCAACCUGAAGGUUUAUUGGUCAGGGCCCAGCAUGAAGGUGUGGUCAGAGGUACCACAGGAGCCAUCCAAGAAGGAAGUAUAACUCGGGGAACUCCAACCAGCAAAAUUUCAGUAGAGAGCAUCCCAUCUCUACGGGGCUCUAUCACUCAGGGGACCCCAGCUCUGUCCCAGGCUGGCAUACCAACUGAGGCUUUGGUGAAGGGAUCCAUUUCUAGGAUUCCCAUUGAAGAGAGCAGUCCUGAAAAAGGCAGAGAGGAAGCUGCAUCCAAAGGCCAUGUUAUUUAUGAAGGCAAAAGUGGACACAUCUUAUCAUAUGAUAAUAUCAAGAAUGCUCGAGAAGGGACUAGGAGUCCAAGAACAGCUCAUGAAAUCAGUUUAAAAAGAAGCUAUGAAUCAGUAGAAGGAAAUAUAAAACAAGGAAUGUCAAUGAGGGAGGCUCCUGUAUCGGCACCAUUAGAGGGGCUGAUAUGCCGAGCACUACCCCGGGGGAGCCCUCAUUCUGACCUCAAAGAAAGGACUGUGCUAUCUGGCUCCAUCAUGCAGGGCACACCAAGAGCAACAACUGAAAACUUUGAAGAUGGCCUUAAGUAUCCCAAACAGAUUAAAAGGGAAAGUCCUCCCAUACGAGCCUUUGAAGGUGCCAUUACCAAAGGAAAACCAUAUGAUGGCAUCACCACCAUCAAAGAAAUGGGACGUUCCAUUCAUGAGAUUCCACGGCAAGAUAUUCUAACUCAGGAAAGCCGAAAAACGCCAGAAGUAGUCCAGAGCACGAGGCCAAUAAUUGAGGGUUCCAUUUCCCAGGGCACACCAAUAAAGUUUGACAGCAACUCAGGUCAAUCUGCCAUCAAACACAAUGUCAAAUCCUUAAUAACGGGACCCAGCAAACUACCCCGUGGAAUGCCUCCACUGGAAAUUGUACCAGAGAGCAUAAAAGUGGUGGAACGAGGAAAAUAUGAGGAUGUGAAAGCAGGUGAGCCAGUACGUUCCCGGCACACAUCAGUGGUGAGCUCUGGCCCCUCUGUCCUCAGGUCCACACUUCAUGAAUUACCCAAAGCACAGCUGAGCCCAGGAAUUUAUGAUGACAGCAGUGCUCGGAGGACCCCUGUGAGUUAUCAAAAUACCAUGUCCAGAGGCUCACCUAUGAUGAACAGAACUUCUGAUGUUACGAUUUCUUCUAGCAAGUCUGCCAAUCAUGAAAGGAAGUCGACACUGACCCCUACUCAAAGGGAAAGUAUAUCAGUCAAGUCUCCAGUGCCUGGGGUGGAUCCUGUUGUGAGCCACAGCCCGUUUGAUCCCCAUCACAGGGGCAGCACUGCGGGAGAGGUUUAUCGGAGCCAUCUUCCCACACACUUGGAUCCAGCCGUGCCUUUUCACAGGGCUCUGGAUCCUGCUGCUGCAUACCUGUUUCAGAGACAGCUUUCACCAACUCCAGGCUACCCAAGUCAGUAUCAGCUUUAUGCGAUGGAGAACACAAGACAAACAAUCCUAAAUGAUUACAUUACCUCACAACAGAUGCAAGUGAACUUGCGCCCAGAUGUAGCCAGAGGGCUUUCACCAAGGGAGCAGCCACUGGGUCUCCCAUACCCAGCAACAAGAGGAAUCAUUGACCUGACCAAUAUGCCUCCAGCAAUUUUGGUGCCUCAUCCAGGAGGAACAAGUACUCCUCCCAUGGACAGAAUCACUUAUAUUCCUGGUACACAGAUUACUUUCCCUCCCAGGCCAUACAACUCUGCUUCUAUGUCUCCAGGACACUCAACACAUCUUGCAGCAGCUGCAAGUGCAGAGAGGGAGAGAGAGCGUGAGAGGGAGCGUGAACGGGAGCGGGAGAAGGAGCGAGAGCGAGAGCGGAUUGCUGUGGCUUCCUCUGACCUCUACUUGCGUCCAGGCACAGAACAGCCUGGCCGACCUGGCAGCCAUGGAUAUGCUCGCUCCCCUUCCCCUUCAGUAAGAACUCAGGAGACUAUAUUGCAACAAAGACCCAGUGUUUUCCAGGGAACCAAUGGAACCAGUGUAAUCACACCUUUGGAUCCAACGGCUCAGCUACGAAUCAUGCCACUGCCUGCUGGGGGCCCUUCAAUAAGCCAAGGCCUGCCGGCUUCCCGUUACAACACUGCUGCGGAUGCCCUCGCUGCUCUUGUGGAUGCUGCAGCUUCUGCACCCCAGAUGGAUGUUUCCAAAACAAAAGAGAGUAAGCAUGAAGCUGCCAGGUUAGAAGAAAAUUUGAGAAGCAGGUCAGCAGCAGUUAGUGAACAACAGCAGCUAGAGCAGAAAAGCCUGGAGGUGGAGAAGAGAUCUGUUCAGUGUCUGUACACUUCUUCAGCCUUUCCAAGUGGCAAGCCCCAGCCUCAUGCUCCAGUAGUGUAUUCUGAGGCUGGGAAAGAUAAAGGGCCUCCUCCAAAAUCCAGAUAUGAGGAAGAGCUAAGAACCCGAGGGAAGACUACCAUUACUGCAGCUAACUUCAUAGACGUGAUCAUCACCCGGCAAAUUGCCUCGGACAAGGAUGCAAGGGAACGUGGCUCUCAAAGUUCAGACUCUUCUAGUAGCUUAUCUUCUCAUAGGUAUGAAACACCUAGUGAUGCUAUUGAGGUGAUAAGUCCUGCCAGCUCACCUGCACCGUCCCAGGAAAAACUGCAGGUCUAUCAGUCGGAGAUUAAGGCAAAUCAAACAGAAAAUGAUCCCACCAUACAGUAUGAAGGACCACUGCAUCACUAUCGACCACAGCAGGAAUCGCCAUCUCCACAACAGCAGCUGCCCCCUUCUUCACAGGCAGAUGGGAUGGGGCAGGUGCCCAGGACCCAUCGGUUGAUCACACUUGCUGAUCACAUCUGUCAAAUUAUCACACAAGAUUUUGCUAGAAAUCAAGUUUCAUCGCAGCCUCCACAGCAGCCUCCUACUUCUGCAUUCCAAAAUUCACCAUCAUCUUUGAUGUCUACACCUAUCAGGGCUAAAACAUCAAGUCACUAUAGUCCAGAAUCCCAAUCUCAGUCUGUCCUCCAUCAAAGACCAGGUUCCAGAGUCUCGCCAGAAAAUCUUGUGGACAAAUCCCGGGGAAGCAGGCCUGGAAAAUCUCCAGAGAGGAGUCAUAUCUCUUCAGAGACCUACGAGCCCAUCUCCCCACCCCAGGUUCCAGUUGUGCAUGAGAAACAGGACAGCAUGUUGCUCUUGUCACAGAGGGGCAUGGAGCCUGCAGAGCAAAGGAAUGAUUCUCGCUCACCAGGGAGUAUAAGCUAUUUGCCUUCAUUCUUCACCAAGCUUGAAAACACAUCACCCAUGGUUAAAUCAAAGAAGCAGGAGAUUUUUCGUAAGUUGAACUCCUCUGGUGGAGGUGACUCUGAUAUGGCAGCUGCUCAGCCAGGAACUGAGAUCUUCAAUCUGCCAGCAGUUACUACAUCAGGCGCAGUUAGCUCUAGAAGCCAUUCUUUUGCUGAUCCUGCCAGUAAUCUCGGCCUAGAAGACAUUAUCAGGAAGGCUCUCAUGGGAAGCUUUGAUGACAAAGUCGAGGAUCAUGGAGUUGUCAUAUCUCAGUCUGUGGGAGUAGUACCUGGUAGUGCCAGCACCUCACUUAUGACCAGCAGUGAGGCACGGAGGGAUGAAGGGGACCCGUCACCUCACUCAGGAGGCGUCUGCAAACCAAAGCUCAUCACCAAGUCCAGCAACAGGAAGUCUAAGUCCCCCAUUCCUGGGCAGGGCUACCUGGGAGCUGAGAGACCCUCUUCUGUAUCCUCCGUCCACUCAGAGGGUGAUUACCACAGGCAGACACCAGGGUGGGCCUGGGAGGACAGGCCCUCUUCUACAGGCUCAACUCAGUUUCCCUAUAACCCUCUGACCAUGCGGAUGCUCAGCAGUACACCACCAACACCGAUUGCAUGUGCUCCCUCUGCUGUGAACCAAGCAGCCCCUCACCAACAGACCAGGAUCUGGGAGCGGGAGCCCGCCCCUCUACUCUCCGCACAAUAUGAGACGCUGUCUGAUAGUGACGAUUGAACUGCACAGAAAGGGGCAUUGGGGUCAGGGCCCAGAGAAAGCGCUCCAGUUUCUGGUGGUUUCAUUUUAAUUAUAGGUUAAAACCCAGCCUUCCUGUGACUGUGCCCAAAGACCUUUCAGAAGAUCCAGGGCCACAGAGAUGAAGAAAUGAUGGAAAUUCAUUUGUGAAGUCAAAUGGGAGAAAACAAAAACCUGCCUUUGAUAUAGGCAAUUCAGUGGAUUAUAAUAAUAGUGGAGGGUUGAAAUGUAGAAUUUUUAAAAAGUGGACAAUUCCUGUUCUUACAUCUGUUUGUAAAGAGAAAAAAAAAUCACUGUUCUGUAAAUAGAUGACCUUUUUGCAGUGUAUCCCCUUGCUGUAGUAUUUGGUGUACUUAUGUUCAAAUCAGCGCAUCAACAUUGGGGAUAAUUUUUAAAAAUCUUUUUGUCUAUCUUUUUAACCCUUGCCUUCUAAACAACCUCAUACAGCCCAUUUACAUAAUGUUGGCUGUCACGGGCAUUGUACUUUUAUCUGAUUUUCUUUCCUUUAAAUUCAGCUUCCCAGUGAUGUUUAAAAUCUUGUGAAAAUGUUUAAUUUUUUACACAGACCCUGCUAUAAAACCUGUACAUUAGGGUCAAAAAGUAGGAGCAACAAAAUUCUGCCAUAUUGUAAAUUUCCAGUGUAGGCUUUAAUUUUUCAUUAGUAGCACUGAAAAAAUACUAUUGCAUGGGUAUGUUAUACUUCAGUUUUAAAGUUUUAAAGGCUUAUUUGAGGCAUACCUCACUGUUAUGCACACUGGUAAUUUAACCAUGCCCCUAAAUACUCCUUUUCUUCUGCAUUUGAUGCAGCCCAACAAAGCUUUUGUUUUGAAAUAAAUAUAACUGCCCUGUCCAUAGCUACAAUAGAUUGUGAUUUAAGACUCUUGGUGUCUCAGGUUUCAAGGAAAAAUAAUUUUUCUUCAAUUUGAUAUAUAUGAUUGGUUGAGUUUAAAGAAUGAUCUAUAUAUUAUCUCAGUCUUUUUUACUUGCUUUGGUACUGCAUCCUGAACAAAUAUUUCCCGCCUCUGUCAGCGCCUACUUCAGGAAUUCACUGUUAAUGUUUUCACUUUACAGAUCUGCAAGGUGCAAAUAAUGUAGAAGAUUGAAUUCUAACCUAAUUGUGGUACGGGGGUCAAUUUUAUCCCUAUUUAAGAUUUGUUGAAUUUUCAGGGUUUUUUUUUUCAUAUAAUUAAUAGCAUUUAAGCAUCCUUCAGUAGCAUACUUUUUUUUCCACUAACUAUGGGAGAAUGCCACUCAUAACUGGAAAGGCGAAAAAGAGGUCUCUCAGGAUGAUACAAACUAGCACUUUACAGAUUUUCAAGUAAACCAAAACUUCUAAACAAAAGUACUCAAUCCUCUUAAGGAAGCAGUUCUACAAUUAACCACUGACUGACACCCUCCUAUCACUAGCAGCACUGUUGUCUAAUUCCUGUUUUACAGAUGAAGACAGGCUUAAUAAUGCUUUACUCAUAUAAUUCAGUAAGUGACAAACACAGGCCAUUGCUCAUGUUUGUCUAGCGUCGAGGCCUUCAUGCUUGUCACUGUUCUGCUCUUGUACACUUGACGUCCUCAAAGCAAACUUUAGAUCAGAAUUAGUGGUCAGAGUUCCUAUUACUUGGAAAGUUGGUAUCUUUCUAAUAAUAUUUACAGGUAUAAUUAAUUAUACCAUGAAUGAAAGUGAUGACUAAAAAGUGAUGACUAAAUGUUCUAAACAGUUUUCUCCUCAGUUUUUUUCAGGUACCAGUAAUAUUCUAGAACUUAAUAAUUGCUAACUGGCCCAAAAAAGGAACAUGUUAUUUUUCUGUAACCCUGAGCAUCUUAAAUCUAUUUAGAGUCAGACUAGAGCCUAACUUUAGUUAGUUUUACAGUUCUAGUUGAGAACCCCAAGGUGAGCUGAUGCUAACCACUCACUCCACUCUCAUCAUAGCACUUGGGUGACUAUACUUCACCUACCAUCACUUGGAGAAGAAAUUUCAGAAUAGGAGAUAAACUCCAGUAUCACUUCUUAGUUAAAAGUGAUGAAAGGGUAGAAUUCUCAUACAGCUUGCUUAUUUAUGGAACAAACCCUGAGAGAGGUGGAAGUUCAUCUUACCAUGAUGCCAACAGCAAAUACAGCUCUGACAGUGGCUGAUGACUUGCGAAGCCAGCUACAAACCAAGGCUUAUAACUCUGUAGGCUUAGAGUCAGCAUUUUGAUGCUGUAUCUUUAGGCCUGACUUUUUAGUACUGAUAACUAAACUAAGGUCUUCCAACCCUAUUCAUAGGAAUACUAUAAUGACAGCCAAUUUUCCAGUGCAUGUUUACAGUUGGGAAUUUCAUAAAUGCUUUAAUUUUGAAAUGUUGAUUCUACUUUAAAUAUAUUUAUGCCCUGAAUACUCCAAAGACAGUACAGAAAUUUACACUAUUUUAAACAUUUCAAUUCAAACCAGUAAAGGAGAUCAAUGCUCCUUUUGCUUCACUACCUUGUUUUACACCAGCGCAAAUGAACUUCGAUGAGAAUACCCACAGGUACAGACUGUCAUUUUGAAAACUACUAGUUUUUCCAGAAGUGGGACCAUGAGCUCACUCAUUGUAGAAGACUAAAAACUCUUAAAUAAAACAUGGAGUUAAAAACCUAACUUUUAGUACCCUUGCAAUUGUGAAAAAGUAAAAAGAUUCUCAAUACA
Messenger RNA from Heterocephalus glaber (naked mole-rat), 9935 nucleotides. Lineage: Eukaryota; Metazoa; Chordata; Mammalia; Rodentia; Bathyergidae. The record is from RefSeq and is a predicted model, not a curated record.